Messenger RNA from Letharia lupina, 1077 nucleotides. RefSeq lists its product as uncharacterized. NCBI's taxonomy places the organism in Eukaryota, Fungi, Ascomycota, Lecanoromycetes, Lecanorales, Parmeliaceae. Gene Ontology annotation, cellular component: cytoplasm. The transcript has 3 exons. The coding region runs from base 1 to 1077 and encodes 358 amino acids. Gene Ontology annotation, molecular function: GTP binding; mannose-1-phosphate guanylyltransferase (GTP) activity. The record is from RefSeq and is a predicted model, not a curated record. Gene Ontology annotation, biological process: GDP-mannose biosynthetic process; cell wall mannoprotein biosynthetic process.
AUGAAAGAGCUACAUGUCUCUGACUACUGCCAGACCCUCACUUUGCCCAAGCCAUUGGUUGAGUUCGCCAAUCGUCCCAUGAUCCUCCAUCAGAUCGAGAGCUUGGCAGCUGCUGGUGUGACCGACAUCGUCUUGGCCGUCAACUACCGACCCGAUAUUAUGGCUAAAGCCUUGAAGAAAUAUGAAGAAGAAUACAACGUGAACAUCGAAUUCUCCAUUGAGACCGAGCCUCUUGGAACGGCGGGCCCUCUCAAGUUGGCUGAGAAGACCCUUGGCAAAGACGACUCGCCAUUCUUCGUCCUGAAUUCAGACGUCAUCUGUGACUACCCCCUCGAGGAGCUUGCCGCAUUCCACAAAUCGCAUGGUGAGGAAGGCACAAUCGUGGUCACGAAAGUCGAGGAACCGUCAAAAUACGGUGUAGUCGUACACAAGCCAGAUCACCCAUCGAGAAUUGAUCGUUUCGUCGAGAAGCCGGUUGAGUUCGUUGGCAACCGAAUCAAUGCUGGUCUAUACAUCCUCAACCCUAGCGUUCUAAAGCGCAUCGAGCUUCGUCCCACAUCCAUUGAGCAAGAGACGUUCCCAGCUAUUGUCAAGGACGGCCAAUUACACUCUUUCGACCUUGAAGGUUACUGGAUGGACGUCGGGCAGCCGAAAGACUUCCUCAGCGGCACCUGUCUCUACCUCUCUUCUUUGACUAAAAAAGGCUCAAAGAAAAUUGAGGCAUCCUCAAAGCCAUAUGUAUACGGAGGCAACGUGAUGGUUGAUCCCUCGGCGAAGAUUGGCAAGAAUUGCAGAAUCGGUCCAAAUGUCACUAUUGGGCCAAAUGUUGUCAUUGGCGAUGGCGUGCGGAUACAGCGGUCUGUGCUCUUGGAUGGUAGCAGGGUCAAAGAUCAUGCAUGGGUCAAAUCUACCAUUGUUGGUUGGAGAAGCACGAUUGGCAAGUGGGCUAGACUCGAGAACGUGUCAGUGCUCGGAGAAGACGUUACAAUUGGGGAUGAGAUCUACGUCAAUGGAGGAUCGAUCUUGCCGCACAAGUCGAUCAAGCAAAAUGUUGAUGUCCCUGCGAUCAUCAUGUAG